CCAUGUGGCCCCCUUGGAACCAAGGCGGGCAGCAGGGCUGUGGGGAACGGGGGGUACCCAUGGGGAGCAGCCAGUGCCUCACCCAGCUCUCCACAGCAGAGCAUCCAUCACCCCUGAGGCCAUGGCAGCCCAGCCCAGCGGGGGCCAAAAGCCCUUCCACAUCGUCUCGCCCCUCCUGGAGAGCCUGCCCCUGUCCAGGGCCGCGGGUACCAAGGUGUACAUGAAGCUGGAGAACGUUCAGCCCACCGGUUCCUUCAAGAUCCGGGGCAUCGGCCACCUCUGCCAGGAGGCUGCCAAGAAGGGCUGCAGCCACUUCGUUUGUGCCUCAGGGGGCAGCGCGGGGCUGGCCGCGGCUUACGCGGCGCAGAAGCUGGGGGUGCCGGUGACCGUGGUGGUCCCCAGCAGCACCGGCCCCGGCACCGUGCGCAGGCUGCAGGAGAUGGGGGCAGAGGUGGAGGUCUCGGGACAGGUAUGGGAUGAUGCCAACGGGAGAGCCCUGGAGCUGGUGGAGACCAAGGGCUGGGUCAGCAUCCACCCCUUCGACCACCCCUUGGUGUGGCAGGGCCACGCCAGCCUGGUCCAGGAGCUGAAGGACUCCCUGGACACCAAGCCAGACGCCGUCGUGCUGGCGGUGGGUGGCGGGGGGCUGCUGGCGGGUGUCGUGGCUGGCUUGUGGCGGGUGGGCUGGCAGGACACCCCCAUCAUCGCCGUGGAGACGUGGGGGGCUCACAGCCUGCACGCGGCGCUGGAGGCCGGGCGGCUCAUCACCCUGCCCGACAUCACCAGCGUGGCCAAGUGCUUGGGAGCCAAGACCGUGGCAGCGCGGGCGCUGGAGUGCGCCCGGGAAUGCGAGGUCAUCUCCCAGGUGGUGGAGGACGCGGAUGCUGUGCGGGCUGUGGAGCAGUUCCUGGAGGACGAGAGGAUGCUGGUGCAGCCGGCGUGCGGCGCUGCCCUGGCCCUGCUCUACACGGGAGGACUGCAGCGGCUGCAGCGAGAGGGGCGGCUGCGGGCCCCGCUGGCCUCCGUGGUGCUGGUGGUGUGCGGCGGCAGCAGCAUCCGGCCCGCGCAGCUCCGCGCCCUCAAGGACCAGCUGGGGCUGGAGUGAUGUCCAUUGAGGAGGGGGGCACAGC
This is a messenger RNA of Pezoporus flaviventris, 1130 nucleotides long. RefSeq names its product serine dehydratase like (gene SDSL). Bases 122 to 1105 code for a protein of 327 amino acids. The record is from RefSeq and is a predicted model, not a curated record. The transcript is spliced from 7 exons. Gene Ontology annotation, biological process: L-serine catabolic process; L-threonine catabolic process. Gene Ontology annotation, molecular function: threonine deaminase activity; pyridoxal phosphate binding; L-serine ammonia-lyase activity. Lineage: Eukaryota; Metazoa; Chordata; Aves; Psittaciformes; Psittacidae.